Molecule: messenger RNA, 1601 nt
Organism: Tuber aestivum (summer truffle)
Lineage: Eukaryota; Fungi; Ascomycota; Pezizomycetes; Pezizales; Tuberaceae
Source: the annotation of a GenBank genome assembly
AUACCCCUGACCUCUUCAUAACAGUAUUCGACACCUAAAGAUUCACUUUGCGGAACCUCAAUCACCACUUUGCUAUAUAAUAAAGGAAUUCCAACUCACAUUUAACUCUCCCGACAACACAUCCCAUCCCCCCCCCCAAGGGUCCAGUCCCUCCCAACCACCACCUUCAAAAAUGUUCACCAUCAUCGCCCUCUCCCUUCUUCCCCUGCUGAUCUCUGCACUGUGGUGCCUCCCCUCCUCCCCUUCUCUCGCUUCUACAAACUAACAAUGGCCAGGCUCUACGCAAUCUCAAGCCCAAACUCCCCACCACCUUCCCUCCAAAACACCACAAUACACCUCCUCAUAGCACACCCGGAUGAUGAAGCAAUGUUCUUCGCACCAACACUGCUAGCCCUAACCUCCCCCUCUCUAAACAACACCCUCAGCGUCCUCUGUCUCUCGACUGGCAACGCUGAGAACCUCGGCCCAAUUCGAGAAAAAGAAUUAAUAGCCAGCUGCGAGAUCUUAGGCGUGAAUGGAACGCGGGUUCACUCAUUUGAUCAUCCGUACUUACUCCUCCCCGCCUCCGCGCAAGUCUAGGCUAACGGCGGGGCGAGAGCAGUGAACUACAAGACUGCAUGACAAAAACCUGGCCCGCCGCCAAGAUCUCGGAGAUCCUCUCGCGGCACAGCCCCUACGUAAUCAUAACUUUUGACGAGUCCGGUGUUUCCUCACAUCCGAAUCACAUCUCGCUGCUGCGCGGAGCCGAGGAGUACGUUUCUACCAGGGGGCCCGGGACAAGGUUGUUCACGUUGACCAGCGUGCCGAUUUGGAGGAAGUAUGCUUUUUUUCUGGAUGCGAUCGCGGUGAGGUGGUUGGUGGGAGAAGAGGGGAAGGGGAUGCGGAGAGUGGUGUUUGUUAGUUCUUGGGCGGGAUAUGUUAAGGCGAGGAGUGCCAUGGUGCAAGCGCACGUUAGCCAGAUGAGGUGGUUCAGGUGGGGGUGGAUUGGACUUAGUCGGUAUAUGGUCGUUAAUGAUUUGGUGGAGAGGUGAUGGGGUAAUUAUAUACCCCUGCCGCGUUCCCGCGAGCGUUAUAUGAUAUCGUGCGAAAAUUCCGGCAUUUAGGUAAUAACCUACACUCCAAACUUAGGGCUAGGGGUUCUUGACCCUACAAGUAGGAGCAGCGGAGGAUAGCCCUACUUGAGAACUACUGGUAAGGGGGCGUUUGGCAAACCAUGAUUGACGUUUGGAACCUCAACCCAAAACCAUGAUUUCGGGAUAAGAACACGCUUUGGCGGGUUCAACCUGGGUGGCUACGGUUGUUAAUCAGGAUCUCGCAUUUAAUAAUCUCAAUCAGACCCGCUGGGACAUGAUCUCAAGACCCGAAACCACGAUUUCAAAUCACAAUCAUGGUUCUGCCAACACUUUCCCACAAGAGAGCCUUGCUAUAUCGAUAGACACUAAAUCCCCCUGAAGGAGUGCCAUAUAAGGAAAAAGGUUGAAAUUGCCUGGCACUCCUAACAGUAGUUACGAGUACUCGAGGGAUCCAGGUCUCACGUCCACGCCAAUUAGCUCGCGCCAUCUCCAGCCAGCGGGAAGGGAAAGAAAGAAAACGCCACAACC